Messenger RNA from Chinchilla lanigera (long-tailed chinchilla), 2629 nucleotides. Its product is annotated as endogenous retrovirus group K member 113 Pol protein-like. The coding region runs from base 1643 to 2173 and encodes 176 amino acids. Lineage: Eukaryota; Metazoa; Chordata; Mammalia; Rodentia; Chinchillidae. The transcript has a single exon. The record is from RefSeq and is a predicted model, not a curated record.
AGGUGAGGGUUUAUGGGAUUCCCAUACACCAGGAUAGAGAUGUGUGGGAGGAUCCUGAGGACGUUAAGGAUGUUGAGUUCCUAGAUCCUGAGGACAUUAUUUUGCCAGUAGAAGAGAGCUCCCCACCCACUGUGGCAGAGGCAUUGCUGCCUCUACCUCCUGCGGUGUUAGUGUCUCCUGGUACGCCGGGGGAAGCUAAUCCUGUGUCAACCAAGCAGGAUAAUGUUGACACUCCUCAAGACCCACCCUCAUCACCAUUUUUUCCUCUAGGUCCAUAACCAGGCUCAAAUAUCUCUCUCUUUUUUUUUUUUUAACUAGGCUCUAAUCUCAUAAGGCUCCUAAGGGUGAUAUACAUAGUGUGACCCAUGAGGAGGUCCACUAUUCUCCCAAAGAACUUUUUGAGUUUUCUAACACUUAUAAGCAGAAGCCUAACAAGUAAGUAUAGGAAUGGAUUUUAAGAGUAUGGGAUAAUGGUGGGAAUAACAUGCCUCUGGAUGAGGGAGAGUUUGUUGAUAUGGGCCCAUUAAGUAGGGAUUCUGAAUGUAACGCUGCAGCUUGCAGAGUAAAGAAAGGUAUUAAUAGUCUAUUGGCUGGUUCGCAGAAGUAUGGCUUAAAAGAUGGCCCACUGGGAAUGAGCUAGAGAUGCCUGAUGUUCCAUGGUUUACUACUGAUGAAGGGAUUCACAGGCUUAGGGAAAUAGGAAUGGUAGAGUAGCUCUGUCGUGUCAAACCUAAUCCUCCACGUUGGGACGAUCCAAAAAGUAAACCCUUCACUAACACUUUGAGAAACAGAUUUGUGCGGGGAGCACCAGCAUUCCUGAAGAGCUCUGUCAUUGCUGUUCUCUGUAUGCCAAACCUUAUAGGGGUGCCGCGGUUACUCAAUUAGGAAAUUUAAGGUCAGUGGGCUUGACUGGACCCUGGAGUAGCAGAGGUCAAGUGGCAGCACUUACUCGUCAAAGGCAGGGUCCACGCACUUACUAUAAUGGACAGCAGAAGCGGAACAAUGACAAGAAUAAUCUGACACGUGCAGACCUACGGCACCAGCUGAUUAGCCACGGUGUUCCCAGACGUGAAAUACAUAGAAAGCCUACAAGAUUUGUACUAGAUUUAUACAGUUGAAAAAAUUUAAAGGCAAAAGAACAGAAACCUACUUCAAAUCGUGGUAACAGGCAACCAUGGCCCCUCAACCAGUUCCUGGAUUUGAGUCAGUUUACAGACUCCCCUUGAAUGAUGGGGAGGCCAGGUCCCCUUGGGGAAGGAUCCUGAUACCGCCAAAAUUUAUACAGUUAAGACUUUCUCCCAUCCUUCCCCAAAGGGACCUAAGGCCCUUUGCUUGAGUAACUGUACACUGGGGAAAAGGGAAUGAUCAGACAUUUCGGGGACUAGUAGACACUAGUUCUGAACUAACACUGAUUCCAGGGGAUCCAAAAUGUCAUUGUGGCCCUCCAGUAAGAGUAGGGUCCUAUGGAGGUCAGGUGAUCAAUGGAGUUUUAGCGAAAGUCUGACUCACAGUCAGUCCAAUAGGUCCUCGGAUCCAUCCUGUAGUCAUUUCCCCUGUUCCAGAAUGUAUAAUUGGGAUAGAUGUGCUUAGUACUUGGCAGAAUCCUCACACUGGUUCCCUAACCUGUAGAGUGAGGGCUAUUAUGGCUGGGAAGGCCAAAUGGAAACCAUUAGAGUUGCCUCUGCCUGGUAAAAUAGUAAACCAAAAGCAGUACUGCAUUCCUGGAGGGAUUCCAGAGAUUAGUGCCACUUUCAAGGACUUGAAGGAUGCAGGGGUGGUGGUCCCCACCACAUCUCUAUUUAAUUCUCCCAUUUGGCCCGUACAGAAGACAGAUGGGUCUUGGAGAAUGACAGUGGAUUACCGUAAACUAAAUCAAGUGGUGACUCCAAUUGCUGCGGCGGUACCAGAUGUGGUUUCCUUGCUUGAGCAGAUUAAUACAUCUCCUGGUAGUUGGUAUGCAGCUACUGACUCGGCAAAUGCCUUCUUCUCCAUACCUAUCCAUAAGGAUCAUCAGAAACAAUUUGCCUUCAGCUGGCACGGCCAGCAAUACACCUUCACUGUGUUACCUCAGGGGUAUAUUAACUUGCCAGCCCUGUGUCACAACUUAGUUUGCAGGGAUCUUGAUCGCUUUUCUCUCCCACAAUGUUAUCACACUGGUCCAUUAUAUGGAUGAUGUUAUGCUGAUUGGGCCUAGUGAGCAGAAGGUAGCAACCACUCUGGAUUUGUUAGUAAGGCAUUUGAGAGCCAGAGGAUGGGAAAUAAAUCCAACAAAAAUUCAAGGUCCUUCUACUUCAGUGAAGUUCCUAGGAGUCUAGUGGUGUGGAGCAUGUAGAGAUAUUCCUUCUAAAAGACAAGUUGUUGCAUCUGGGACCAAAAACGAGGCACAAUGCCUACUGGGCCUAUUUGGAUUUUGGAGGCAACGCAUUCCUCACUUAGGUGUUUUACUCUGGCCCAUUUACCGAGUGACUCAGAACGCUGCUAAUUUUGAGUGGGGCCCAGAACAGGAAAAGGCUCUGCAACAGGUCCAGGCUGCUGUUCAGGCUGCUCUGCCCCUAGGGCCAUAUGAUCCAGCAGACUCCAUGCUGCUUGAAGUGUCAGUGGUAGAGAGAGACGCUGUUUGGAGUCUCUG